Erinaceus europaeus (western European hedgehog) is the source of this 3225-nucleotide messenger RNA. It is a transcript of the gene ELF2, whose product is annotated as E74 like ETS transcription factor 2. Gene Ontology annotation, molecular function: DNA-binding transcription factor activity, RNA polymerase II-specific; sequence-specific DNA binding. Gene Ontology annotation, cellular component: nucleus. Bases 370 to 2142 code for a protein of 590 amino acids. The transcript has 10 exons. Gene Ontology annotation, biological process: cell differentiation; regulation of transcription by RNA polymerase II. The record is from RefSeq and is a predicted model, not a curated record. NCBI's taxonomy places the organism in Eukaryota, Metazoa, Chordata, Mammalia, Eulipotyphla, Erinaceidae.
CCGUCGCCGCGGCGGUUGGGUGGCCGGCGCCGCCGUUGUGUGCCGGGGCCGCCGGGCGGGGAGGGGCUGCCGUGCGCGGCGAGCGCGGCCCUCGGACCCGGGCCCGCGGGCGGGGCGGCGCGGAGGGCAGUUCCUGGAUUAUAUUUUAGCUCUUGCCAACUGGAGAAAAUGAUGGAGAAUGCUUAGAACACUUAGAUUCAAACUGCUCUCUGGUCAGUCAUCUUUCAAGGCUGGACUUGUGGAUCGCUCUUCCAUCCCAUCCCUGUUGACUUUGUAAACAUGGCCGUGAAGACCUGUGAGAGUGGCAGGCGUCUGUGAACUUUGACCUUACCUGUCAGUAACGCUGGCAACUUCCUCACGAGUUUUACAAUGACAUCAGCAGUGAUUGAAAGUGGAAGUUCUGUCUUGGAGCUUUCCAGCAAUGGAGUGAAAACUCAAGAGGCUGGCGGCCAGGACGAGGGCUACCCGGCCGUGAUCGUGGAGCCGGUCCCCAGCGCCCGGCUGGAGCAGGGCUACGCGGCGCAGGUGCUGGUGUACGACGACGAGACGUACCUGAUGCAGGAUGUGGCGGAGGAGCAGGAGGUGGAGACGGAGAGUGCGGACACAGUGGAAGCGUCGGUGCAUGGCAGCAAUGCGCACUGCACGGACAAGACCAUCGAGGCUGCCGAGGCCCUGCUGCACAUGGAGUCCCCCACCUGCCUGCGGGACCCCCGGAGCCCAGUGGAAGUGUUUGUCCCUCCUUGUGUAUCAACUCCAGAGUUUAUCCACGCUGCCAUGAGGCCAGAUGUCAUCACAGAAACUGUGGUGGAGGUGUCCACCGAGGAGGCUGAGCCCAUGGAAACCUCUCCUGUCCCUACAUCACCUGACAGCCACGAACCAAUGAAAAAGAAAAAAGUUGGCCGUAAACCAAAGCCCCAGCAGUCUCCAGUUUCCAAUGGGUCUCCUGAACUAGGCAUAAAGAAGAGACCCAGAGAAGGAAAAGGAAACACAACCUAUUUGUGGGAGUUUCUUUUAGAUCUACUUCAAGAUAAAAACACGUGCCCCCGGUAUAUUAAAUGGACUCAGAGAGAAAAAGGCAUCUUCAAGCUCGUGGACUCCAAGGCGGUCUCCAAGUUGUGGGGCAAGCACAAGAACAAGCCGGACAUGAACUAUGAAACCAUGGGCCGGGCUCUGAGGUACUACUACCAAAGGGGCAUUCUGGCGAAGGUGGAAGGGCAGAGGCUUGUGUACCAGUUCAAGGACAUGCCCAAGAACAUUGUGGUCAUCGACGAUGACAAGAGUGAGGGCUGCGGCGAGGACCUGGCAGCGGCGGACGACAAGUCCUUAGAGCGCGUGUCCCUGUCCGCCGAGGGUCUCCUGAAGGCGGCCUCCUCCGUUCGCGGGGCGAAGAACUCCUCUCUCAGCUGCUCCAGGGCAGAGAAGGGUCUGACCCGAGUGGUGAACAUCACUUCCCCUGCUCACGACGCCUCGCCCAGGUCGCCCCCCACCACUGCCGCGGUGCCCGCGCCAGCAGCCCCACGGACGGUGCGCGUGGCGAUGCAGGUGCCCGUGGUGAUGACGUCGCUGGGACAGAAGAUCUCCACGGUGGCAGUGCAGUCGGUGAAUGCAGGUGCCCCCCUGAUCACCAACACGAGCCCCAGCACGGCCGCCUCCCCCAAGGUGGUUAUCCAGACCAUCCCCACCGUGGUGCCCGCCUCCGCCGACAGCGGGGACAAGAUCACCAUGCAGCCCGCCAAGAUCAUCACCAUCCCCGCCACGCAGCUCGCCCAGUGCCAGCUGCAGACCAAGCCCAGCCUGGCGGGUUCGGGCAGCAUUAACAUUGUGGGCACGCCCCUGGCCGUGCGGGCACUCACCCCCGUGUCCCUGGCCCACGGCGCGCCCGUCAUGAGACUGUCCGUGCCUGCCCCGCAGGCCGCAGGCCAGACCCCGCCCCGCGUCCUCAGUGCGCUCAUCAAGGGGCCCGAGGGGAAGCCCGAGACCGUGAAGCAGGAGCACGAGGUGAAGACUGUGCAGCUGGUGCAGGAGGACAGGCCGGCCGACGGGGGCAAGACGGUCACCCGAGUGGUGGUGGUCAGCGCCCCCUCUGCCAUUGCCCUGCCAGUGACUAUGAAGACCGAGGGGCUGGUGGCGUGUGAGAAAUAGGACUCCGGGCCGUUGGUGAGAGGACGGCGAGGGAGAAGUCACAAGAAGACUUUAAAACCUUUUUAGUGCACACGAGGAAACAAUCAGACUUACUGGAAAUCAGCUCGCUCUCCCAUGUUUCAGUGGGAGAUGAACUGCAGGACUGAGAUGCAGGAAGCGGCGGACCCGCCCCAGGACGAGGCUCGAGAGGGACCAAGCAGCUCACUACAAGGUCACGUCACACUAAGACUCAGAACACUAAGGUUCUGUGAGAGGCCGGCAGUUUUCCGUGGGGAGGGGCUGGGCUGGGCGAUCUCAUUGUUACAUAGAGCAAUUCUGAUGCAUUUUUGUAUGCAUACCAGCAAUUAUCCCUGUGCUCACACAGGACUCACUUCACUGGUGCUAUGUGGAGACUCCGCUAACAUAGGUGUUUUCGAAUGUGAAUUGAAGAAUGGAUCCAAACGUUUCAGAAAGAAAGAGGGGAGAGCAAAAAGAAAAGAUCUAGUGCGAUUUUUUUUUUAUAUAUAUAUAUAUAUAUAUCAUAUAGCUUACGCUGAUUUAAAACAAAGGCCUUAGACUAAUUUUCGAUUUUCUUUUCUUGAAAUAAGCUAAUGGCUUAUUUGUGUAAAGCUUUUUUUAUUAAAAGGAAAAAAUUUUAAAAAUCUUGUACCUAGCACAGUAUUGUUAUAGAAUUUACAUGUAACAUUUUCUAUGGUAGUUUAAGUCUGUCGGUUUCAUAAUUGUGGACAAAUCAACAGUCAGUUCUGGCCUUUCGCUGUCACCCCGUGUCACUCAGCCCUGGCACCUGUGCAGGUGUGGGAGGGAUUCAGUUUGACUGUCUGUCACUUGGAAGCUCAUUCAGGCUCAGCAUGGAUUUUUGUCAGGUACCUUUGAUACCUGGAGUUUCCCCCCCACCCCCCCUUUUCCCCCCUUUUCCUUUUUCUUUCUUUCUUUUUUAGUUGAAGUUUAAGAGGGAAAGUACCAGUGUUCAGAUUUGAACUAUAAUAGUUUGUAUAUUCAACAUUUGAAGUAUAUUCUAUUUUGUUGUACUCUUGUUUCAAAGUGUAUUCAAGUAGGUUUUCUGAAAUAUAGAAAUGAAAUUUA